Thalassophryne amazonica is the source of this 836-nucleotide messenger RNA. It is a transcript of the gene atox1, whose product is annotated as antioxidant 1 copper chaperone. Gene Ontology annotation, molecular function: copper chaperone activity; metal ion binding. Bases 91 to 300 code for a protein of 69 amino acids. Gene Ontology annotation, cellular component: cytosol. The transcript has 4 exons. Gene Ontology annotation, biological process: copper ion transport. NCBI's taxonomy places the organism in Eukaryota, Metazoa, Chordata, Actinopteri, Batrachoidiformes, Batrachoididae. The record is from RefSeq and is a predicted model, not a curated record.
GGAGGAGGAGGAGGAGGAAGAAGGUUCGGAAGCUUUCAGAGCUGGUGAUUAAUAAAAAGGCUCGUAAAAGGCCACAGCAGCGCUAACAACAUGACCAAACACGAGUUUGCAGUGGAAAUGAUUUGUGAAGGAUGCUCAGGAGCUGUCAACAGAGUCCUGAGCAAGCUUGGCGAAGAAGUGAAGUUUGAGAUCGACCUGCCUAAGAAGCUGGUUUUGAUAGAGUCUGAUAAAGAUGUGGAAUUCCUCAUGACUACGCUGAAGAAAUGUGGAAAGGAGGUGAAGUACAACGGCCCGAAGUGAAGGCUGCGACUGCACAGCAGGAGUAAUUUGCUGCUGGAAUUUAACUUCUGUGCCUGUCCAUUAGAAUCUGCUGGACUCUGACGCCAAGCUAACACGCACAUGCAGGUCUACUUUCUAUGUUGGCGUUCAUACAGCUGUUUAUUAAUCAAGAAUGUGUCCGAUACGUCCCAACAACAACAAACCCAGAGGGUAGAGGAUGUUUUGGAUCAUUUUAUUUUAAUGAAGCAUUAUGUACGAAAGGCGGACAAACCCGGACAGUCCUCUGUUGGCACACUGUGUGCGCAAACAUAAGCUGUAGCUACGAGCUGUGUUUCUAAAAGUCACUCUUGCCUUUGACACGACUCACACUCCUUUAAACUGUGACGCCCAAAGUAAUCAGACGCCUUUGUCCCAACACUAACUCAACAUUAUUGCUUCUGUUGGACGUGACAUCAGAAUACAUGAAGGCAUUUAUAGAGUUAGAAUAUUUUUAAAAUUGCUUUUCUCUUAGUGCUGUUUAAAUCACCUAAAUAAAAUCAUGUUUAUGCACAUUUACU